Amaranthus tricolor (Joseph's coat) is the source of this 2430-nucleotide messenger RNA. RefSeq names its product serine/threonine-protein kinase STN7, chloroplastic. Gene Ontology annotation, molecular function: ATP binding; protein kinase activity. NCBI's taxonomy places the organism in Eukaryota, Viridiplantae, Streptophyta, Magnoliopsida, Caryophyllales, Amaranthaceae. Gene Ontology annotation, biological process: protein phosphorylation. The transcript is spliced from 10 exons. Bases 415 to 2148 code for a protein of 577 amino acids. The record is from RefSeq and is a predicted model, not a curated record.
UCCGACUAGAGUUCAAAUAUAAAUCCAAUUAGAUUUCUACCCAAAUUCCACCCAUAUAAUAGGGUUCAUGCCUCAAGGCUAUGUAAUGGGUGGCGUGUAUUUGCCGUUAAUCUACCCCGAAAUUUGUCGUAGAUAUUGUCACUGUCAGAAGUGAGGAAUGCUUGAGCUCCACAUAAACAAAACCUAAAAUUUUAAUUUCUAAAAAAUAAUGGCUGCAAAGGCUUGCCAAUCACAAAAAAUACCAGAAUUAACUGACGUAAUUUUCCAUCAUGAUCAUAACCCAGAUUUUUAUAUACCAAGAAGGAGGAAUGUUGUAAAUUUUUAUGCAAAUCUUAGUUUUUUACAUUCAAAACAGCUUUAAUCAGAUGUUUCCCAGAACUUACUAAAAUUAUCCCCUUUUAGUGGCACAAGAAAAUGGCAACAAUUGCUGCAAGUAGGGUGGGAUUAGGGCAAAUCAACCCUUCUUUUAAAACCCUUAACCCCAAAAAUUCCCACUCUUCUUUCUUGGGAAAACCUAUUUACUUUAAACCCAAAUUCAGUUCUUCAUCUACCUUAAAAUCUAAGAGAAAAUGCUUGAUUUUUGCUGCUGGGUCUGAGUUUUUCGACCCGAUUCGAGACCUUUUUCUGGGUGUGGGAGUUGGGCUUCCUUGUACUGUUAUGGAGUGUGGAGACAUUAUUUAUAGAAGUACUCUUCCAAGGUCAGAUGGGUUAACACUCACUGUUCCUGGAGUUAUAUUGGCUUUGGGGGCUGUUUCUUACCUUUGGGCAACACCUGGUGUGGCUCCUGGAUUCUGGGAUAUGUUUGUGCUUGCUUUUGUUGAAAGAAUUUUCAGACCCACCUUCAAAAAGGAUGAUCUUGUUUUGGGGAAGAAAUUGGGAGAAGGAGCUUUUGGAGUUGUUUAUAAAGUUUCGUUAGCCAAUACCUCAAAGCCCUCUAUGAAGGAAGGUGAUUUGGUCUUAAAAAAGGCUACCGAGUAUGGUGCUGUAGAAAUCUGGAUGAAUGAGCGUGUGCGGAGGGCAUGUGCUAUUAGUUGUGCUGAUUUUUUGUACGGUUUCAGGGAGAGUUCUAAGAGAGGAGAUGAAUAUUGGCUUUUAUGGCGUUUUGAGGGUGAGUCAACACUGGCGGAUUUGAUGACGAGCAGGGAUUUCCCAUACAAUGUUGAAACAAUAAUCCUUGGAGAGCGGCAGAACUUGCCCAAAGGAAUAGAACGUGAGAAUAGAAUUAUACAAACAAUACUGAGGCAACUUUUAUUCGCAUUGGAUGGUCUUCACUCAACUGGAAUUGUUCAUAGAGAUAUAAAGCCCCAGAAUAUAAUUUUCUCUGAAGGUUCUCGCACAUUCAAGAUUAUUGAUCUGGGGGCUGCAGCAGAUUUACGAGUAGGCAUCAACUAUAUUCCUAAAGAGUUCCUUUUAGACCCAAGAUAUGCUGCACCAGAGCAAUACAUCAUGAGCACUCAAACUCCAUCAGCACCAUCACCUCCUGUGGCCACUGCACUUUCCCCAGUCCUAUGGCAGUUGAAUUUACCGGAUAGGUUUGACAUAUACAGCACUGGCCUCAUGUUUCUACAGAUGGCCUUCCCUUCUUUACGUUCUGACAGCAACCUUAUCCAGUUCAACCGUCAGUUGAAGAGGUGUGGAUAUGAUCUGAAUGCAUGGAGGAGUACAGCUGAACCACGAGCAGCAGCUGACCUUAAAAGAGGCUUCGAACUAUUAGAUUUAGAUGGAGGGAUAGGAUGGGAGCUCCUGACAUCAAUGGUUCGAUACAAAGCAAGACAACGGUUGAGCGCAAAAGCUGCCCUGGCCCACCCAUAUUUUGAUCGAGAAGGCCUCCUAGCUUUAUCCUUCAUGCAAAGUUUGAGGCUACAACUGCUCAGAGCAACACAACAGGACUACGGGGAGGCUGCCAAAUGGAUUACUCAGUUGAUGGCAAGAUCAGGGACUAAAAAAGAUGGCGGAUUCACAGAAGCCGAGCUGCAGCAACUCCGGGAAAUGGAGCCAAGAAAGAAGGGGGGUGCACGAAGAAAUGCUAUGGCGUCGGUUCUUAGGUUGCAAAGGAAGAUCAUAAAAACACUGAACGAGAGCAUCGAUGAACUCAAUCAAGGAAGGAAGAGUAUGUGGUGGAGCAGAUGGAUCCCUAGAGAGGAAUAAGAACAGUAUAUAUAGUGAACAUAUUGAGUUUAAAACUACAUCUAUAUGUUAAGUUUGUAAAGUCUAUACCUGUCAUAUGGUCCAGAGUCCAGACUUAAUAAUUAGUUGGUGUCAGAUUUUCUUUCUGCCUAUUUUUAUGGUUUCAAUCAUAUACAGCUAGCAAUCAUGUACAGAUUACUUGGUAGUGUAUUUUCCUAUGUUACUUAAUUCCGACCUUCCAUUGUCAGAGCAACUAAAGGGUGUAAUUUCCCCAUGUUUAUAGAUCUGUGGAAGUUUAAUUUA